AUGAGCACCGUCGUAGACAGAAUUAGAAGCAAGUUUCACAAACUAGACCCAUCAACUCAGUCUAACUACACUGACUUUAAAGUCAGAAGCACCACUUUGGAGUUGAAUGUUUUAUUCGGUGAGAAACGCAUUACCGGGAACGUCCAAUACGACUUGACCAACAAGACCAACACCGACAAGCUUGUGCUUGAUACCAGUGCGCUUGAAAUAAAGCAAGUCAAAGUUGGUGGAGAACCCGUUAAUUUCCAAUUAGAUCCAGCCAAGCCAGUGUUGGGCUCAGCAUUGAAGAUUCCUGUACCACAAAGCUCAGCCAUCAUAGUGGAGGUGUCGUUUGAAACCACUGAAAAAUGUACAGCUAUCCAAUUUAUCAAGGGGGAUACUGGUCCCUAUGUAUUUUCGCAAUGUCAAGCCAUUCAUGCGCGUAGUUUGUUCCCAUGCUUUGACACGCCAGCUGUGAAAUCACCUUAUAAAUUCAUUGGAAAAUCCCCGGCAAAAGUGACCAUGUCAGGAAGACCGAGAAGCAGCGACGUCGCUAACGUGUAUGUAUUUGAUCAGCCAAUACCAAUUCCUUCGUACUUGGUAUCCAUUACCUCUGGUAAUUUGUGCAAGGCACCAAUCGGACCAAGAUCCGAUGUCUAUAGUGAACCUACAAACAUCAAGCAAUGUCAAUGGGAGUUUGAGAAAGAUAUGGAAAACUACAUUCAGAUUGCCGAGGCAUUGGUAUUUGAUUAUGAAUGGGAAAGGUUUGACUCGCUAGUUUUGCCAUCGAGUUUCCCCUAUGGUGGGAUGGAAAUUCCAAACAUGACUCAAUUGACCCCAACCUUGAUUUGUGGUGACCGUACCCAAACCACAGUAAUGGCACACGAGUUGGCCCAUUCAUGGUCGGGAAAUUUAGUCACAAAUUGUUCAUGGGAGCAUUUCUGGUUGAAUGAGGGCUGGACUGUGUACUUGGAGAGAAGAAUCUUGGGAGCAAUUGCUGCCAAGGAAGCAAAAGCACGGGGCAAAAGUGACAAUGAAGCAAAAGCAUACGGCGAACAAGCGAGACAAUUGGAUAUGAUCUCUGGAUGGAAUUCACUAGUCGAGACUUGCAGUACGUUUGAUCCCCAGUUUACCAAAUUGGUCAUUGAUUUAGAGGGUAAGGACCCAGAUGAUUCGUUUUCCAGAAUUCCAUACGAAAAGGGAUUUUUCUUUUUGUACCACUUGGAAACAAAAUUGGGUGGUGUUGAACAGUUUGAUCCUUUUAUCAAACACUAUUUCAAAAAGUUUAGAUAUCAAUCGUUGGAUACAGCCCAGUUUGUGGACACUUUGUACGAGUUUUAUACACCACUUGGCAAAAAGGAUAUUUUGGAUAGUAUUGAUUGGGACAAACAGUUGUUCACAUCUGGUGCCCCGGAUGAACCAAAGUUGGACACCACCUUGGCUAGCGAAGUCUACAAAUACGGUGGCAAAUGGGUCGAGUAUAUCAAAAAGGGCGAGGGCGACUUCUCCAAUAUCCCAUUUAGCGAUGCCGAUACCGAAUCGUUUCUGGGUGAACAAAGCAUGUUAUUUUUAGAGUAUCUACUGGAAAAUUUCAAAACUUUGAAAGUUCCUGUAGACUUGAUUAGAAAGUUGCCACAGGUUUACCCCAGGUAUGCUAGUAGUCAAAAUGGAGAAAUUCUUUCUGUUUGGAAUGACAUUUUAAUUAGUAAUGGAAACUACACUGCCGAAGAUGAGAUUGUGAAUGCAUUUGCAGCCUGGUUAGGUCAUACUGGUCGAAUGAAGUAUGCUCGUCCAGGGUAUUUGUUGUUGAAAAAUGGGGUAAGCAGUGAGUACGCCAUUGCACAAUUUAAAAAGCAUGAAGCUUUUUACCACCCAAUUUGCAAAACAAUGAUUGAAAAAGAUUUAGGAUUGAAUUAA
Molecule: messenger RNA, 1896 nt
Organism: Lodderomyces theae
Lineage: Eukaryota; Fungi; Ascomycota; Pichiomycetes; Serinales; Debaryomycetaceae
Gene: LKH1
Product: bifunctional aminopeptidase/epoxide hydrolase
Exons: 1
Coding region: 1-1896 (631 amino acids)
Biological process (GO): proteolysis
Cellular component (GO): cytosol
Molecular function (GO): aminopeptidase activity; epoxide hydrolase activity; zinc ion binding
Source: RefSeq, a predicted model, not a curated record